AUGUCUGAGCGUUCGAAAGUCCUGACGUACCGUGUUCGCCAACUUCCUCUGGAGAUCGACAAGGCUGGGGUUUCCACGCUAUUGCAACGGUGCCUUCAGGCAGGUGGUAGUCUGCCAGAAGUCCAUGUAUAUUCGCUCGCCAGGAGUCUGGCCUCCCUAUAUACCUCGCGCACCAAAACUGCGACGGUCACAAUAAAGCCUUUGCCGCCACACCUCCAAGGGCGUGAGGGAUGGAGUUUCUGGACAGAUUACCAAGGGGCACGAUACAACAUCAUUAUCGACCUUGAUUUUCUGGACUUUACAGUCCUCAAUGACGUGCGGGACGAAGAGCAUGCCUUUGACUGUAUUUCAAUCAGUGGCCUCGGGAGUCAUCCAUUUGGCUCCUGGCAACACCGUGGCGAAACCCCAUUCAUGUGGUUAAGAGAUGGGAUUCCUGAAGAUUUCCCUGGCAGCCGGUCAAUCAUUUAUGGCUAUGGAUCCCAGGUUCCCGACAGCAGUUCGUUUCAACGUCCCCACGAUAUAGCGGCGCGAUUAGUCAACCGCCUAAGAUCCGUGGGAUUCGGGUCCUCACAGUCAAGACCGGUGAUUCUUCUCGCUCAUAGUCUCGGGGGGAUCAUAUUGAAGGAAGCCCUCAUCAUCCUUGCGGGCAUCUCAGAUCAGGAGUACUCUUUCCUCGGAAACCUCAAGCUGGUCAUUUUCUUCGGCGUGCCACACAAGGGAAUGUCAACAUCGCGCCUCGUUACCAUGGUGCAAGGCAACCCAAACGAGGAUUUGAUCCGCGACCUUUCCCCCAACUCAUCGUAUCUUCGCCACGUCGAGGAACGCUUCAACGGAGUCCAUACCCGUAGGGGAUUCAGAGUCGUCUCGUUCUAUGAAACAAAGACCACCAAAACCGUUCAGCAACAAAAUGACGGCAAGUGGUUGAGGACUGGUCCACCGACCCGCAUGGUGGAUCGUGAAUCAGCCAUACAACGGUGUUCUCGCGACCCCGAGGACAUUUACAGUAUUGAUGAAGACCAUUCAGCAAUGGUCAAGUUCUUUCGGGAUGAUGUCAACUACAGAUGCGUACGGGAUUGCUUGGCCGGAGUCUCGUCAGUGGUUGGCGUAGACUUCGCCGAGAAAUUGGUAAACAGUGCCGGCCUUUUGGCACAGAAGCGGACCCGACGAGGGCGUGACCACAGCACAAAUGCUGCACCUUCGGCGGGAUCUAUGAUGCCCGAAUGCUCAUUCAUCCUAGCUAUUACAUCAUCGCUUCGGCUACAAAUGCUCGAUCGCAGGCUGGCCGAAAUUACCCAUCCCUACCAGUCAACUUUCGGCUGGAUUUUUCGAGAUGACGCCCUUGGAUUUAGCGCCUGGCUGCUCAAAGGCCAAGGAGGGUACUGGAUAAGAGGUAAACCGGGCUCGGGGAAGUCUACUCUCAUGAAGCAUAUCGCGUAUCAUGAGAACACGCAUCAGUUUCUCGACAAAUGGACCUAUCCUGCCCGACUCGUCAAAGCAGGAUUCUUCUUUUAUUACCGGGGUUCGAGAAUCCAAAAGUCGUUUGAUGGCCUGAUCAGAAGCGUCCUGCUCCGGAUUCUGGAAGAAGUCCCUGAGCUUUGCCAGUAUAUCCCAUCAAAGUGUCUUCCACUGCCAGGGAAAACAAAUUUUGAUUGGAGCCCGGGGAACCUGUAUGAUGCAUUACGGUCCGUUCUCGAACAGCGUCGCAUGAGGCUCAAGAUCUGUUUGUUCAUCGACGCUCUGGAUGAGUUUGAUGGCCAUCUCGAAAUCUUGGCAGAUUUCAUCGAGACAUUGAUCGAAGGGGGCUGUAAAGUAUGCUUUUCGAGUCGGCCCCGCGACAUACUUCAGAAGCAUUUUGGCAGCCUCCCUGGGAUCGAUAUGCAGGACUACACGGAAGCGGACAUUCAAAGCUAUACUUGGGGGAGACUGACGAGCUUUGCAGACGUCUUGACCGGAGUGCGCGACACGGUCCACAGCGCAGUGGUAGCGAUCACACGGAAGGCGAACGGAGUCUUCUUAUGGGUAAAGCUAGUCUUGGAUCGUAUCGAGCAAGAAGGAAUCUCGUCGGACAGGAUUUCGACGCUGCUGCACCAAGUGCCAGAAGAGUUGGAAGACUUUUACGCAACAAUCAUCGAACGCAUUCCCGACGAGUUCCGGUGGGAGAUAUAUCUCACGCUGGACGUCAUGCUUCGAGCCCGCGAAGAACCCUUCUUGCCGCAAAUUUUCUGGAUAGUCAAAUGGGCUCAAUGCUAUACCUUGGGAGAAUGUUUCGAGAAGCUCCAGGAAGAAGACGAUUUCUUAGGGUUUUGCCAUCGGCUUAAAGAGCGCUGCGGGGGUCUGAUCGAAAUUGCCGAGCCAUUCAACACGAGAACGCGCAUUCGGCUCAUCCACGAGACGGUGCGAGAAUUUGUCGGCGGGCCGGGGUUCCAAGAACUGAUGGUUGGGCGAGCAGCCCUUUUCAGAGCUCAGAACGGAUACACGGAGCUUGCCAAGUUGUACCUUGCAGCUCUGAGAUUUCCCUCCAACGUCAAGAUCGAGACGCAUGCAUACGGCCUCACAGAGAUGUGCAUGCUUUACUGUCAUCUUGCAGAGUCGACGACGGGAGUUUGUCAAUCUCAGCUGAUAGAUGCACUUCAGCCAGAUGACUUUGCCAACGUGGCAUCGACGGCUCGCUCUGUUGCGUGCGUCGAUAAUGAUGGUACGCACAUCAAGGAUAUCCCGGUGUGUCCAACUUCUGCGAUCGGGUUUGCCGUAUCAUCCGGCCUCUUGAUCUACAUGCAACAAAAGCUAGGUCACGGCGACACUUCGGACACGAUGAUCGAAGAGGCACUCCACGCUGUGGUUCAAAUCGUCAAAAACUUGCAGAGACACAAAUGGCGGUUGUGGGACAAAGAUGCACCUCCAGACCACCACCAGAUGGCACGGCUACUGCUGGAAGCGCCAGGAAAGUCUCACUAUCUCGGGGCAACGGCAUUCGGAUCGCUUUUUCUGAACCAGUCUGGCACCGACGGCUUUGCAUACGCCAACCAGGCAUUCCUCGCCAUCGGUCAAUACCACGAUUCCAAGAGCAUUCUCGACCUAGCUCGGCUCUUCCUCAGCAACGGCCAAGACGCAAACAUGGAGUUGACGGAAGAGUCGAGAUUUGCGGUCGGGAGAUGUGGAAACCCAAGGGGCCCAAAGCCUCUCCAUCUUGCAGUCAACAAGAUGGCAGAGCUCCUUCUGAGCUACAAUGCUGAAAUCAACGCCACGGAUAGGGAAGGAAGGACUCCGCUGGAUGCUGCCAUCAAGAGACUUGUGGUGGGAUGGCUGUUUAUCCCGGACAAAGUAACCACCACUGCGAGCGAAGAACACAUCGACAUGCUGAUGGGUGAGGGGGCGUGUAUCACGCAGGCUGGAUUGAGGUUCUAUCCGUUGUGCGUCGAUAUUUUUACAAACAGUGGCCGCGAUAUCCAGGGACUGCUUGAGCUGCCGCGAAGGUAUCGAGGGUUGAGUUGGGGUUUCGCAGACUGGCAAGAAUCCCAUUUCGGAGUAGAGAUGAUUACUGUUGAAGACUGGACGCUUCGUUAG
Molecule: messenger RNA, 3564 nt
Organism: Diplodia corticola
Lineage: Eukaryota; Fungi; Ascomycota; Dothideomycetes; Botryosphaeriales; Botryosphaeriaceae
Product: kinesin light chain p46822
Exons: 5
Coding region: 1-3564 (1187 amino acids)
Molecular function (GO): protein binding
Source: RefSeq, a predicted model, not a curated record